Messenger RNA from Caenorhabditis elegans, 502 nucleotides. It is a transcript of the gene nlp-23, whose product is annotated as Neuropeptide-Like Protein. The record is from RefSeq and is marked reviewed. Bases 22 to 435 code for a protein of 137 amino acids. The transcript is spliced from 2 exons. Lineage: Eukaryota; Metazoa; Nematoda; Chromadorea; Rhabditida; Rhabditidae.
CUGAUAUCACUUUCAAAGUCAAUGGCAGCUCACCUCGUCAUUUGGAUGGCACUUCUUGGAGUCUCAGCUCAUGCUUUGGAGCUGGGUUUUUACUCGGAACAUCCAACGUCUAAAGAUGAUUCCUACGAAUCCCAACUUUUAGAUUCUAAUGACCUAGACCAAGAUGAUGCUGUCGACUUGGCGACCCCUAUGAUUGUUAUCCCAAACGACGAAGAUGAGAUCUAUGCCGAUGAAGAACCGGAGCCACUAACUAUGGAGAAGCGUCUUUAUAUCAGUCGUCAAGGAUUCCGGCCAGCAAAGCGAUCAAUGGCAAUUGGCAGAGCUGGAAUGCGCCCAGGGAAGCGUGCAUUUGCAGCUGGAUGGAACCGCGGAAAGCGAUCAAUGCCAUUUGCAGAGAGCUAUUAUCCUCUUUACCGCAAUGAUUUCUCGGAGUAAAUAAUUUUUGGAAUUUCUACAAACAUUAAUUUUUACUUGUGAAUCAAAUAAAGUAUCUGUAUGAAAU